AUGGGCAUUGCCAUUGCCAUGUCCCAUGUCCCAUUCACCUCUCCUUGCCAUCCCAUCAGGCCAAAACCUGCCUCUCCCUCUCCCUCUCCCUCUCCCUCUCACGUUCCCUAUCCCUCCCCUCCAAACGCGGGACCUGCAAAAACCUGCUACACCGGUGUGAGCCACGAGCAUCACCCGUCCCCAAACUCGCACCUUCUCUCCCCCGUCCAGUCCGACUCCGACUCCCCUCCAACCCCCCACACCCACUCCCCCUCCCGAAACCCCCGUCCGCAUCCGCAUCACCAGCCUCCGGCCCCGGCCCCGGCCCAGAAACCAAAACCGAAAUCGAAAGCGUACCCGACAAACAAGACGAAGACGAAGCCGAGGCCCGAUCCAGCCAAAUCCCCUCCUCUCGCUCCUCAGCUUGCUCCUCCGCAAGCGACGAAUCGGACGACGACGACGACGGUGUCGUACUCCAGAGUAAACUCAGGCGAUUGCGACUGCGACUGCGACUGCGACUGCGACUGCGGUUGUAGAUGCGGGUGA
Messenger RNA from Plenodomus lingam JN3, 525 nucleotides. Lineage: Eukaryota; Fungi; Ascomycota; Dothideomycetes; Pleosporales; Leptosphaeriaceae. The record is from RefSeq and is a predicted model, not a curated record.